Molecule: messenger RNA, 5095 nt
Organism: Prinia subflava (tawny-flanked prinia)
Lineage: Eukaryota; Metazoa; Chordata; Aves; Passeriformes; Cisticolidae
Gene: GPR55
Product: G protein-coupled receptor 55
Exons: 1
Coding region: 576-1853 (425 amino acids)
Biological process (GO): phospholipase C-activating G protein-coupled receptor signaling pathway; positive regulation of Rho protein signal transduction
Cellular component (GO): plasma membrane
Molecular function (GO): G protein-coupled receptor activity
Source: RefSeq, a predicted model, not a curated record
AUAAAAAGCUUCUAAGGCAUAGUUUGUUAAAGCAUAUGUAUAUUUUUAAGAACAGUGAUAACAUUCAAGACAAAUUAAUUUUUUUCAGGAAUUGCAUUAGGAAUAUGUCAUGGCUUCCACUUGCUAAUCUUUGCUGGAUUAUCUAAAAUAAUCAGUUAAAAUUUAAAGUGCAACCCCCAAAUUUAAACAAUGCUGAAAAUUAAGCACAAGUGAAGAAACAUGCUUACUCAUUUUGCACCUAGAUAAAAGAUCAGUCUUCUUAAGCUGACCUUUUAAAAUACUGCAUUGGAUAUAAGAACUGCAUAAAACUACAAUAUCAUAUAAAUGUGAGCACAGUAAAAGCACAUCAACAAAAGCCACUGAUGGGAGCAUGGGGAUUCAGUAAAAUCCCAAUUAUCAGAUCAACAUACCUUAAUAUGGAAUAAUAAUUUCAUUAAUUUCUGUGUAGCAACAAAACUAAGCAUAAGUGUUAGGGAAACUUCAACAGGUGUACAAAUUAUUAAAGAUAGCCAGUAGUCUUUGGAGUUUUUGAAAAUGGGUGUUUGAAGGAGUCAGUCUCUUCAAUAUUAUCGUGCAUGGGAUGGUAUUCAAUGGGUGCUGACUACUUUCCCCUGAGAAUCAAACUCCCCUGUAACAUAUCAAGCCAGUCAAAUUGGAAACAGAAAGCCCUGUGCUUGAAAGGUUUCACUUUCCAUAAUAGACAAAGACAUAAUAGACCAAGUGUCCAGCUCAAAACCAAAAAAAAUGUACAAUUGUGUUUGAAAGUAUCUUGGUCUGGCCGUAUCACGGCAUUGACUGAAUCUUACACAUUUCCAACCCGCUCUCUUUGUCAUUUCAGGGGAGAAAUGACCAACAACGGUGAGAAUUGCAGUUUUACAGCCAUUGACAGGUUGGCAUGGACUGUGCAGCUGGGGAUCUCCAUCCCCACCUUCCUCCUUGGGCUGGUUCUCAACAGCCUGGCCGUGGCUGUGUUCUGCUGCUUCUGGAGAAAGCAGACCAAGACCUCUGUGUACAUGAUCAGUCUGGUGCUGGCAGACGUCCUGCUGCUCCUCUCGCUGCCACUAAAGCUGUACUACUCUGUCACCAAGGUGUCUGGGCUGCUGUGCUCCUUCAUACAGGCUCCUUACUUCGUCAACACCUACACCAGCAUCUUCAUCAUUGUCUGCAUCACUGUGGACAGGUACAUCUGCAUAAGGUACCCGUUUGAAGGUCGAGCUAACCAAUCCCCCAGGUGGGCUGUCUGGGUUUGCUGCUUCAUCUGGGCAGUAGCUUGGAUCUGCAGCAGCCCAAUUUUUGUGUUUCACAAGAAGGAGCCCAUUAAAUGCUUUCACAACAUGUCAGACCAGACGUGGAGUGUCCCCUUCAUUGUUUCUGUGGAAAUAUUUGGGUUUCUGAUCCCGCUUGCAGUGAUGGUGUUCUGCUCUGCUCAAACCAUCUGGAUUCUUCUGAAUCACAGAACUCCUGACCAAAGGAAUGUAGAAGAAAGUGGCUCCCUGCGAGUAAUCAUCAUCAACCUGGUGGUGUUUUUGGUGUGCUUCACGCCUGUCCACCUUGGGAUCUGCCUGCAGUGCCUGGUGAGGCAGCACGUGAUCGUGGGCUGCAGGAUGAAGCAGACCAUCAGCCUGUUCCUCCAGGUGUCCAUGACAUUUGCCAACGUGAACUGCUGCCUCGAUGCCAUCUUCUACUACUUUGCUGCAAAGGAAUUCUGUAAGAAAGCACACCUGAAAAGGGUGGUUGAGCUGUGUCCUGUCUUUAACCCCUGUGCCAUGCGACAGCACUGCCAGCAGUGGGAGAAUGCCCCUUGCCAGGACACUGAGAGCGUUGUGCCUGACAUGGCAGGGACUGUGCCAUAGGGAGAAGGACAAGGUUUUUCCAGUGAAUGCAAACCUGUUCCAUAUUUUUUUUCCCUUUAAAAAUAAAGGAGAAAAAAAGUUAGAUUAAGGAACCAGCAUUAGCGAAGUGACAGACUGACACCAAAAGAAGCAUUAGCCUUGACGGUAUCUACAAAAUGUGAAAAGCUUGCCAGAGGAAAACUAACCAGAUCAUGGGAAUGUUUUUUAACAUCAGCUUUUAUCGUAGCUGCACCAGUUUUUACAUAUGUGAUCAGAAAGGUGUUGCUAAGAGCAAGUACAGAAAUAACUGUUUGUAACCUUUCUAACCUAGAAGGUAUCUUGGCAGUUAAGAAGCAGUAUCCAGCCAGAAGUCUCACUCUGCAGAAGGUCACUGUUGGAGCUCCUCUGCUUUGGGCAGCUUGGCCAGCCUGGGACAGCAGGGACUCCUCCCUUCUGGAAGCAUCGUGGACUGCUCAGAGCUGUUAUGAAGGACAGCAGUUUUUGCUCUUUCAUGGAGGACAUGCUGCCCAGAAUAGAAAUCCAAGGGACCACCUCAGGUACCAGCCAUUCCUGAGCAACAAACUUUCCUGAUUACCUAUGCUGAGGAAUCAUCGUGGCUUUCUCCUGCAAUUUGAAAACUGGUUUUGCCUGUGUAAAUCAAAACAACCCAUUCAAAUAUAAGACUUAGAGAAAGACUGAAUGUGUUGAACUGUGUUUCUACAUCAGUGCAUUUCUAUCAAAGAUACAACACAUGUAUGAAAUUCUUCUGCCUGUCUUCUUGUUCCUUCUUGGAGCAGGGGAAUUAAGAAAGCAAGCCCUGCAUCACAGAAGAUUAGGGAGUGAUUGAUACUCUGCUCUCUCCCAGCUAGAAGAGUGGACCAGCUCUAUCCAGCUCAUUCCUUAGGGAAGUCCUUCUAGCCUGUGCUGUACACUUCUCUAAACAUCUCUGGGCUUGCUGAACCCUUCAGGUCAGCACUUCUGGGUUGUCACCGCCCUGAGGCCAUUUGCAAAUGUAGCUCUGACUCUAAUCUAAAGGUUUCUUUGUUGCAAUUUAACACAAGCAUUUGUUGAACCCUUAUCUGGUUGGUGCUUAUAACCAGAAACACUUUCACCAAAAAAAAAAAAAAAAAUUCUUUGCCUUUCUAAAAUAGCUGUGGAAAUAGUCUAAGACUGCCGAUAGUCAAGUUUCUGGAGCAGAUAUUCUCUCUAUUCAAAAUGUGAAAAGAAAUUACCUUCUCUCUAUGGCAAAUUAAAAAAAAAAGGGAUCCAGUUUUGCAAAUACAAUUUGCUGUCCAUCAAUUUCCAUAUAAAUUAUUGACUGUGCAAGUAGGCAGCUGCACAGUGGGCCUAAUAUGAACAUAUAGUGGGCCUAAUAUGAACAUUUAAAAACUCAUUAGUACUAAAACUAUGACCACAAGUGAGGUGAAGAAAGAUUUUUAUCAUCAUCUUCGCUGCUUUCUGUAAAGGAGCAAGAGGAAGAGCUUUGGGAAACAGUAGAUUUUCUAAACAUUAUUUGUUACUACCCUGAGCACUCAGAAACGUACAGAUUUUCAAUAUGGGUUAACCUUUCUUCUUUGCACCUUUUACAUGACUUUGCAUACAAAAUGUGUGUGUGAGAAAGAAAAAAUUUUACUAAAUGAACUGUACAUGUGAAGUGUAGGGUUUGAAAAUACAUUUUAAUUUCCCAGUUUGACAGCAGGAUGUAAUUCUCCUCUACCUGCACUAGCUGCCUAGAAAUUACUUGGCAGCAGCAAUUGUGACCCAUCACGCAAGGCUGGGAUUAUUAAAGUCAGGGCUAAUUAAGCUGCAAUAAGGGGCAGUGGUGGGAGCCAACGUGAGCCACUGCUCUCAAGGCUCAGCCUGCUCCUGGCUACAAACCCAGUCUACAAAAUCUGGAAGUUAAACUGGACUAUUUUCUUCCCAUGUGUUGCCACCAGUGCCACUUCUUUGUUGGCCUAAAGUGUUUUUAUGUAUAAUUUCAUUUGUCUAAAUUUUGCCUGUUGUGUAAGUAAAUGAGAGCAGCCUCACUAAGUGUGCUUGAAGUUUGAGAAAUUAAUUAAAUUAAAAUGAAAUUCAGAGAAAGAAGGAAGAAAACCCAGCUGUGUUGAUUUUACAGCCUGUUACAGUAGUCAUAAUUUUUAGCACAUAAAUGCUUUUUUGAGCAAGAAGGUGUCACUUUCAAUUCACUGCUUUUCAAGAUGAACUUACAUUCACAUAAUACACUUAAUUCCUGCCUUUUACCUGCAGCUAAGAAUGUAGUUCUUUCUAAAUCAGGAUUUUAGAAGCUCUGAUGGGAAAAACAAUAUUAACACUGGAACAUCUCCAGUUGUAUUUUUAUACCAUGACAAAGCGAUAAAAAUCCUUCUGCAGCUUGAGAAGAUAGACUGCAAUUCUGAUGAUGAAUAAAACUGAAAAGCAUUUGACAUUUUGAAAACCUGAAUCUUCCUGAAGGUUCAGUGCAACAGAAGUGUUUUCUUCUCUCUUGAUGUUAAUACACAGAAAAGUGAUGGAAACCUGAAUGUGAACCCCUCCCAUACUCAGGACUCUUCCCACUGCCUCAGUUGUACUAUAAAGUCAAAGAAGCACUGUCUUAGUGGGAAAAAAAUAAAAAUCAAGUGCAAACCGGGAAACACCAAAAACAAUGCCUUUAAAAAUUACAUUUUGAGUUCUGCCCUCUUCUGUGAAUUGAACAAAACCACAAUUGCACAAUUAACCAUGGACUUUACAGAGUUGCUGUAUUUCAUAUUGAUUUGUCUGGACAUUCUGGGCCAUUCCAGGCCACAGGUGAGAAUAUUCACAAAACAAAUUUUAUUUUUUAUCCAAUUAUAUCUCUCCAACUGGGCCAAACCUCACAGGUCUUCAUAACAUAGAAGAGAGUUCAUUUUUCUUGAGGGCAUUUUCAUCAAUGUCAGAUUACUCCCACGUUCUACAAUUAGCAUUUGUUCAGCCAUCAGUGUGAUCCCCCAAGCUGUAUUUUCUAGAUUCACACAACUGAAAGACAGCAGAGCAUAAAAGUAGUUUGGACAAAGGAGAAAAACCCAACGCCCAAUUCAAACAAACAAACAAGAACUUCCAGCAGACAAAACCACACAGGAUUUGUUCCCCAAAUUCUUUUCCUGUCCCUUUGCAUGGUGGGUUAUAUCAUCUUCAUUUGCCUGCUUGAGUACAGAACUCAGUGACACUUCACUAAUUUCUAGCACUACAAAACUACCAUCAAAAUGAUGCUGGACUUUUUGAAAAGUUCUAUUGCCCAAGAAGUUGCU